Messenger RNA from Amblyraja radiata (thorny skate), 1903 nucleotides. RefSeq names its product tryptophan hydroxylase 1 (tryptophan 5-monooxygenase) a (gene tph1a). Bases 171 to 1622 code for a protein of 483 amino acids. Lineage: Eukaryota; Metazoa; Chordata; Chondrichthyes; Rajiformes; Rajidae. The record is from RefSeq and is a predicted model, not a curated record. Gene Ontology annotation, biological process: serotonin biosynthetic process; aromatic amino acid metabolic process. The transcript is spliced from 11 exons. Gene Ontology annotation, cellular component: neuron projection. Gene Ontology annotation, molecular function: iron ion binding; tryptophan 5-monooxygenase activity.
CAGGCAGCAGAGUGGGGAAGAGUGCCAGUGGUAACGGAGUGCAGGGUACAGUCCCGCACAGAGGAGCACAGUGGGCGCAGCCAGGGUCAGAGAGACAGGAACCCAGGCACCGGGCAGGAGCGGGUCUUAGGGACAGACACAAAGCACAAAGCAACCCGGGCUUCUGCGACAUGUACUCCUUCAAGAACGAGGGACCCAGGAGAGGGCGAUCCUUCGAAUCCAUAAACACCAGUCUGGACGAGAAACAUCUCAAUAACGAGAUCAACAAAUCCAAUUUCUGCAAAAUCGAAGAGAACAAGGAGAAUAAGGAGAAUUGCAAUAUGUCUGUGGAACGGGGAAGAGUGGCUGUAGUCUUCUCUCUGAAAAAUGAGGUCGGGGGACUGGCAAAGGCACUGCGACUCUUCCAGGAGAAACGCAUAAACCUGGUUCACAUUGAGUCUCGAAAGUCCAAGCUGCGGAACUCUGAGUUUGAGAUUUUUCUAGACUGUGACAGUGACCGUGAACAACUCAAUGAAGUCAUCCAGAUUCUGAAAAGUCACGUCAACAUCGUCACUCUCAACUCACCUGACAACUCAUCUGCUGAGGGAGAUGAUAUGGAAUCUACGUGGUUUCCAAAGAAGAUAUCAGAUCUAGAUAAAUGUGCAAACCGGGUGUUGAUGUACGGCUCCGACCUGGAUGCAGAUCACCCGGGAUUCAAAGACAAUGUAUAUCGAAAGAGGAGAAAAUACUUUGCUGAUCUGGCCAUGGACUACAAGCAUGGCGAUCCCAUUCCACGGAUAGAAUUUACUGAGGAAGAAGUAAAGACCUGGGGCACCGUUUUCCGAGAGUUGACUAAGCUGUAUCCAACCCACGCCUGCAGAGAAUAUCUCAAGAACCUGCCUCUGCUAACAAAAUAUUGCGGCUACAGGGAGGACAAUAUCCCUCAGUUGGAAGACGUCUCAAAGUUCCUUAAGGAACUGUCUGGGUUCACUAUCCGACCAGUGGCUGGAUACCUGUCUCCCCGGGACUUCCUGGCAGGUCUGGCUUUCCGAGUCUUUCAUUGUACUCAAUAUGUGAGGCACAGUUCAGACCCUCUGUACACACCUGAACCUGACACAUGCCAUGAGCUGAUGGGACAUGUUCCCCUUCUGGCUGAGCCAAGUUUUGCCCAGUUUUCUCAGGAGAUUGGCUUGGCCUCUCUGGGAGCCUCUGAUGAAGCAGUUCAGAAACUAGCCACUUGUUACUUCUUCACUGUGGAGUUUGGACUGUGUAAACAGGAUGGCCUGCUGAGAGUGUAUGGGGCAGGUCUGCUGUCCUCUGUCAGUGAGCUGAAGUACUCGCUGUCGGGAAAUGCCAAGGUGAAGCCUUUCGACCCGAAAGUCACUUGCAAACAGGAGUGUCUCAUCACCACAUUUCAAGAUGUUUAUUUUGUUUCAGAAAGUUUUGAGGAUGCAAAAGAAAAGAUGAGGGAAUUUGCAAAGACCAUCAAGCGUCCAUUCAGUGUGAGAUACAACCCCUACACGCAGACGGUGGAUGUUCUGAAAGACACCAAGAGCAUCACUAAUCUGGUGAAGGAACUUCGCAAUGAACUGGAUACUAUCUCUGAUGCUCUCAGCAGGAUGAACAAUCAGUUCGGCAUCUGAGACCUUGCAUCCGGACACCCUACCACCAAAACCUAGCCCCCAUAUCCAUUGCUCUUCUAAUCUUGGUUAUUACUGCUUUGGUGUGAUUAGAUGAAUUACCAGGCAAAUAUUAACCUGCAAAAAUAGCCUUUGACAGCAAACCAUAGUGCUGAAACUAUCAGUCUUGCAACAACAAGCAGAUAUCUUUGUGUUGAAAGGAACUGCAGAUGCUGUUUUAUGCCGAAGAUAGACACAAAGUGCUAGAGUAUCUCAGCGGUACAGGCAGCAUCUCUGGAGAAAAA